Quercus robur (English oak) is the source of this 829-nucleotide messenger RNA. RefSeq lists its product as uncharacterized. The transcript has a single exon. The record is from RefSeq and is a predicted model, not a curated record. Lineage: Eukaryota; Viridiplantae; Streptophyta; Magnoliopsida; Fagales; Fagaceae. The coding region runs from base 126 to 683 and encodes 185 amino acids.
CAUCCUAAGCUACCAUCGAAAUAGAGCCGUGCUUGACCAUUUCUCCCAGAAAACAACAAAUACUGAAACUCUCCACCAUCAGACUCCAGACACAGAAACAAUCACACGCACACACAGAAAACCAAAUGGCAAAGCUCUCCUUCUCUAUUAUGUCUCUCAUGGCAACGAAUCUCACCCUCUUCUUCUUCUUCUUCCUCCUCCUAUCACCACUCGGCACGUCAUCCCCUACCCCCAAAACCAUCACCAACCCCAUAGAAGAUGAUAAAAAGUCGGCAUACGACGCCCUCGCGGAUUUCAACUUCCCACAGGGUCUACUUCCAAAGGGUGCGUUGGGAUACGAACUGGACCAAAGCACAGGUGGAUUCAAGGCCUUUCUCAACGGUUCCUGCAGUUUCUCUCUUGAAGGUUCCUACGAUUUGAAAUACCAGUCAACCAUCUCAGGCUACAUAUCGCAGAACAAGCUCACCAGCCUCACUGGGGUCAGCGUUAAGAUCUUGUUCUUGUGGCUCAACAUCGUCGAGGUGGGCAGGGAUGGCGAUGACAUUUACUUCUCUGUUGGGAUUGCUUCCGCUUCUUUUCCUAUCGAUAAUUUCUACGAGUGUCCUCAGUGUGGCUGUGGAUUGAACUGCGGGAGUCAGCAAGUAAGGAAAUUUAGAUUCAACCCUUUUGUUUCUUCUAGUUGAAGAUCAAUUAUUUUGAAAUUGUAAAGUAAAAGAAAAAAAUCUGGGUUUUGUUUUAAAUGAGAUUAUUGGAACUGGGUUUCAGUUAUUUCAUCAAUAUGAUGGGAUUUGAUACUUGUUUAAGUUGGUUAAAGAUCGAAUUUUUAUUU